Chelonia mydas (Green sea turtle) is the source of this 9065-nucleotide messenger RNA. RefSeq names its product glycerophosphodiester phosphodiesterase domain containing 1 (gene GDPD1). Gene Ontology annotation, molecular function: phosphoric diester hydrolase activity; phosphatidylcholine lysophospholipase A1 activity. Bases 28 to 1029 code for a protein of 333 amino acids. The record is from RefSeq and is a predicted model, not a curated record. Gene Ontology annotation, biological process: N-acylethanolamine metabolic process; glycerophospholipid catabolic process. The transcript has 9 exons. Gene Ontology annotation, cellular component: endoplasmic reticulum membrane. Lineage: Eukaryota; Metazoa; Chordata; Testudines; Cheloniidae.
GUCCCCUGGGGGCUAGAAGGGGGGGGGAUGAGCCCUCAGGUGUUAGAACUGAGUCAGUUUCCCUCAAGGGAGGGCCGAGCCCCCUCCUCGCGCGUGCGGCUGCGCGCCUGCGCUCUCCGUUCCCUCGCUCGGGUUGACCGGCGGGAGAGGCUGCGGCUGCGCGGGGUGGGGCGGGCUUGUGCGCGGCUGCCGGAGGCCGGCCGGCUCGGGGGGAGCGGGCAGGAUGGCCGGCGUCGCCCUGUGUCUGGUCUCUACGCUGGGCGGUUACCUCCUCACCUCGGCGCUGCUGCUCAAGUGCCCGGGACUGCUGCACCGGCCCAAGCGGCAGCGCUUCCGCUGCCGGCACAUCUCCCACCGCGGCGGUGCUGGAGAGAACCUGGAAAACACAAUGGCAGCUUUUCGCCAGAACUCCCACCAUAUCUCUGCAAAUUGGAUGUCACCUUUCAGAAAGAAUGCCACUGUGAGGGUGAAGACAAUCGCAUUCCACUGCUGAAGGAGGUGUUUGAGGCAUUUCCAAAUACUCCAGUCAACAUUGACAUCAAAGUGAACAACAAUGUGCUGAUUAAAAAGGUUUCAGAGUUGGUGAGCCAGUACAAACGAGAACAUUUGACAGUGUGGGGCAAUGUCAAUUAUGAGAUUGUGGAGAAGUGUCAUAAAGAGAAUGCUGAUAUUCCUAUCCUUUUCUGUUUGAAACGUGUCCUGCUUCUUGUUGGCUUGUUUUACACUGGUCUGCUGCCAUUCAUUCCCAUCAGGGAGGAAUUCUUAGAAAUUCCUAUGCCCUCAAUCAUCCUGAAGCUGAAAGAACCAGAGAAGAUGACGAGAAGCCAAAAAUUUGUUAUCUGGCUUGCUGAUGUAUUGUUAAUGAGGAAAGCAUUGUUUGAUCACCUUACUGCUCGAGGCAUUCAGGUGUAUAUUUGGGUACUGAAUGAAGAACAAGAAUAUAAGAGAGCAUUUGAUUUGGGAGCAACUGGAGUGAUGACAGACUAUCCAACAAAGCUUAAGGAGUUUUUACACAAUUAUUCAGCAUAAAGGGGAACAAAAAAAUCAAGCAAGACCCUACAAAGUGGACAGAGUGAGCCAAGGAUUUCAUUCCUUCAUCAGAAUUUUUUAGCACUACAUGGAUAAAUCACUUGCCCAAUGGUGAAAGAUGUAAUCAGCUGGGUUAUAUUACCUCACUCUUAAAUCAUUACAUGAUGUAGAGAUUGUAUACAGUUUUAUUUAUUUAAAAUUUUAAUACCAUAGUUUACAUUUGUAAAUAGAUUGUUUAGCAAGCGUACACUAUACUGAUGGUGAUGUAUAGAAAGAAGGCUGUGGAUAAGGGUACUUGUAAAUAAUAUGCAGUAUUUUAUCUAUUACAAGUUCCCAUACCCAGACAUCAAGAAAUAGCAUUUGGAAACUAUUCCUGUCAAAUGCUGUUGGAUAGAGAUUAAUAACUGGCACUGCGUCAUUGUAUUUACAUCUCAUUGAUUGAACUGGCUGUUGAUUUCCAGGUGAUCUGCAUUGAGGAAAAGAAACUAGCACAUACGAAAAGUAAGAAGUUGGAUCUGUGGAUAUCUGGACAGAUUACCCUGCAAAGUGUAGUCAGUAAAGGUAGUAACUUACAGUAAUGUAUUUUGACUAAAACUAAAUCCUUAGACCAACAUAGCUUUACUUAAUUGCUUUUAUUAAUGAGAAUGUUGGGGUUAGUCUCCAGCUAUAAUUUGGACCCCUUUUUGGUGUAAUAAUAUCCAGUUUAGUCAAUAAAUCAUAGUACAGUAUUUUUAGAAUCUAGCCCUGCCUUCUGGAAUUAUCAUAUUGUUAUGUUACUCUUUUUUUUUUAAUUAUUAUUGACAAGGGAUGACUUUUUUUUGCCUAAAUCUGAAUUUAUAAACCAAUUUUACUGCUGUAAUAUUGAAAAGGUAGUUGUUUCCAGACUUGUAGUAUAAAUUGCAUAUAUUUGUAUAUCUUCAUUAAUUAGUUUAGGUUAAACUUGAAAGGUGCUAAAGAUGAAAAAUCCACAAAAGGAUUCAUUUCUCAGUUUUCUUUCAGAUAUUUUUUUAAUAAUCUUUACCACAAUCAGACCCCUGUAGUUCUGGCUUGAGGUACAGUAGGGCUAAUCUGGAAUGAGUAACAGAGCAAGUGUAGCUCAUUUGGUAGAUAAUACCCACAAUGCUACCUGGGCAAUUCAUUAGCCAAUUUUCCAGAAAAGGAGGGUUGCACUUACCAUUGACUGAGGAAAACAGAAUUCAGUACUGUGUGUAAAAUCUUUACAAAAGAAAAAUAAAUGUUUUUUAGAUUCCCCCCCCCCCCCCCCCCCCCCCCACCACCGUAGUUCCAAAAGGAUUUGGAGAUAUUUUUAAAACUGAAUUCUGGCAUUCUGUUGAUGCCUAAUUUGAGGGCCUCUUGGGGAGUAAUAUUGAUAGCAGAGGAAUUCUGAGAUACGUUAAUCUCACUCUCUGCACCAAUUUUGUUGAAUAUAUCUGCAUAAAGAUUUAGCACAGGAAUUAAUUGCUUGACUGAGAUGUUAACACACAAUCUCCAUUGGGUUGAUGGAUUGGAAAUCAUAUUUAAUGUGAGGAACCAAAGAUGAGACCUUUGGGAACAACGAAGGAAACUGCCAUUAAAAUAAUUCACUAAGACAAAUAUACGUUUAAUGUGUAUUAUGAACCACUGGUUAGUACUUGUGUAAAAGUACCUUAAACAGAUUUACUUAAUUAUCCUGCCUCUUCAAAAACAAAACAACCCUCCACUGCCACCACUUUGCAAUAUAUAUCUUGACAAUCAGAGUGGCAGUGGUUUGUAUUAGCUCUGUCUCAUCUUUAAGGGAAUUUUUUUUCCUAACCAAAAAUAAUAAAUUCAAUAUGCAUGAAAUUUAGAUAUGCACACCGAUGAAGUAAUGUUACUAAGAAAAGCCAGGAAAUCCAGAGUAUCGAGGGAAGAAGGUUGCCCUAGAAAUGCACACUCUCUGUUCCCGUUAUCACCAGCAGGAGUUGCAUGUGCAUGUCAAAUAAAGAAUGGAGCUGGUGAUUUCUUCUUGUGUGUUUUGGCAUUACUACUUUAACACUGUUGUUUUCAUGUAUUUUUGGAUGAUGUGGUCUGUAUGUACGGAAUGAGCUGUAAAAGGCUCAGUAACUUAGUCCUUAGACAUGACUGGAACUAAACUACAAUAAUAUCUGCUCCUGACCUCUUUUGAGGGACUUCAGCUUUGAGAAUGUGACCUCACUCAAUAAUAAAACCUAGUCAGAUGUCGGAAUAAUAUACGUACAAAUAUUUUCAUUAAGGAAUGACUUAAAAUAAGAAUUUUCUCUCUGCCUCCUUAAACUUUUAAGGGAUAUCUUGAUUCCCUCCUUAGCUUCCCACCCCACAUCUUGUGUCCCAGAGCAACAAUCGUGCAGCCUGUUAGCUGUUCUAGGGCGCAAGCAGGCCUGCUUUCUAAAGUAAAGUGUUUGAAUGUUAAGCUUGUCUGGAUGGAUGAACAUUCACAGGUGCACUAUAGUCACCCUGUGUAACAGCUACUAAAUGUCAUCUGUAUUCUGAGGAAUAUUUUCCCUGAGUAGAUUAUAUGGAAGAAACCUCUUCUGAAGAAGUUUUAAGUGAACCCACAUUAGGGAUUUUGGCAAAUAUGUAGCUAGGUUUAAAUAGAUGUGAAUCUAAUUUUGUCUUAAUACAAUCAAUGUUCUGGCAUCUCAGUGAAAGAGAACAAAAUAGAAGUAAGGUUCUAACAAUUCAGAUGAAAAAUAUGCAUUUUCAAGUAACUUGUUAUAUGCUAAGCUUCUAGAUCUUUGUCCAGACCAGUUAAGCUUCAGCCAGAUAAUUGCAUGUAACCAGUAUAGUUACUAGCUGCCUUGCUUUUUAGCAGAAAGGGAGAGCUGUAGAAUACUGUUUUGUUGCAUAUGGGAAAUGAGCAACACUCCCCCUCCUUCUUCUGAGCCUAUGCACCUGCUGCCUGCUACAGUUUAAUUUCUGGCCACGCCUGUAUUCACAGAAAAGUUGCCCCAUCAUUAUUUUGCUAGAUCAGCCCAGUGUUUGGACCUGAAUGAUUUAUUUUUCCUUCUCUGGAUGCAUUGCUUCCAUGUUUCAAACAUGCAUGCUGUAUUUUAAAAAAAAAUCUCAGUUGUUGGAGAAUAAUGACAUUUAUCACCUUCGCUUUAAAGCCAAAAGUUGUUUGAAAUUGGGGAAAGCUCUAAGCUUUGUAAAUGUAGUAUUCAUGGCUUUUAGACUUCUCAGCUAUUUUUUCAUACCAUGAGACUCAGAUUUCCCAAAUCCCAACAUGGAUGAACAGUUCUGCUUUAUUAUUCUAUAUUGAAUUCAGAAGUGUUGUAAUUAAAGUGAAAUGAUAGGAAAUUUCAUUUGUUAACAAAAUGUAGGUUCUAUCAUUUCAGGUCAUCUUCAGCACUCUUGUGACAAUGGAACUCUUUUCAGGGGCUCAGCACACACUAUGACCACUAAACUUCCCACAUUUAAAUGCCACUUGUGACUGCAAUGUUUGUAAAUGGCCUGUGUCUUGAUAAUCCAUAAAUCUGUUAUUGGGUAUCUGAAAGUUGUUGGAGAUGAGGAUUAAUGGAGGUCAGUUCUGGAAAAUAUAUGUAAUUCAUUCACUUCCACUUACCUCUGCUAAGAGCCAAAGUUUGAUUACUCUUAGCACACAGAGGACACCAGAAGACAUUGGCUGAAUGAGAUUUUGAACUGCUGUUGCACAGUACUUGUAAGGCUGUGAUAUCCUGUUUAUGGAUAUAACAAAUCAGUUACUGAUCUAGCUAACUAUACAAGAAUACAGAAAUGUUUGUUCUAUUAAACCAUUGUUUUGAAUACCCCGGAAAUCAGUGUAGCGGUUUAAAUGCCAGAUACUUGUACAGAAGAACAUGUGGUCAAGCCUUGCACUGUUGUCCAAGAGAAUGUGCUAUGUAUCAGUCCCUCUGUCGAGGCAGAGGGAGGGGAUAUUUUCAGGUACUUGUCAUUCUAAACAUUUGUUCAGUGCAUUCUCUUUCUUCUGACAGAGGUAUCUUAUGUAUGAAGGAUGUGGCAAAAUACUCCAUGCACUUUUAACUUGAAAACAUUGUCACAUGCUUCUCCUGCUGCUGGUGCAGAACUAUGAAGCAAUGUCUUUAGUUCUUUUUAAAGAUAGGUUAAGACUUAUGAAAUGACACAUUAAAACACUUUUGCUCAAAAAGAUCUAAUCUGAAUAAUCAUUCAUUUUAAUUUCCUUGCCUUUAAUAAAGACUGAUUUCUGGGAUCAUGUUACUAUACUCUUGAAAUGCAAUGAACAUUAGUGAUCUAGUGCUGCUCCUUGUCUGUUGGAGGGUUGUUCAGACUGGGAGAUGAUUCCUGUUGUGAACUUCGUAGAAAUCCGUGGGGAAACUGCAUCGGUUCCUUCGUAUAGCGGUGAUAGGUCUUGGAAUAGGUCCAGCAAUGCACUGUGUGCUCCUAAUUGAAGGACCUGGGUUUGAACAUAUUCUCUGAAGUGGCCACUGCAUGCUUGCAUUCAGACAGAUGAAGAUGCAGUAUAGCAGGUCACUGAUGCUAACCAAACUGGGGAAAGUCCAUCUGCAAAUAUUGAACGUGGCUGAGUAGUAAUGUUUCACCCACUAAGCGCUGCCUUAUAUGCUCAUCGGACUGACUGUGCUUGACAGUGACUUCUUCAAAACUCUGCUUCAGAAUCGAGUUAGUGGUGCUUCAUGAAUGUUUAAAGAAGGCUCUUCUGCAGAAGAGGCAGCAGAUGCUCCUAAAAUGACAGACUGGUUUGAAUGUUGGUUAUUUAAAAUUCUUCAGACACACAUUGGCGGAAGGAGAGAGAUGAAUCUACAAAUAUGUAAUAAACUCUUAAAAUGUUACUACAGAUAUUAAACUUAAUGUAGAUGGGGUUGUGUGAAAGUGUUAAGGCAAGAGAGGCCAAGUGUGAAGAUCCCUAGCAUCUAACCACAAGUAGCAGACAUUCCAAAACUUAAGGAUUGCAAAUAUGGCCCAGUUGGAGUGCCUUUUUUAAUCAUUAUUUUUCCAAGAUGGAGGAACUGUUUGUGCGAGAAUUCUCUCUGCUGGUCUUGAAUUGUAAUAUUUGUUAGCAUCAUCCAUCCAAGGGUAUUCAGCACCUUGCACAAUUAGGGCUAAAACAUGCACACUCCUUGACUCUAGGUUUGAAGAGUAAGGAGUUAGAAUUAUCAUAGUCUGCUACAGUGAAGGCUGCUGGCCUAAUGCAGGAAGACAUUAGAUCAAAGUUUGAGUCUUCAUCAUAAACUCAUUCAGAUUUUGUAACCACACAGAACUGGCACAUGAUUUGCAAGCAGAAAAAGUACCAAGGAAACAAACCAUGUAACUGGGGAGGUGACAAGUUGAAGGUAGUGAGAGGAUUUUGGGUAGGGGAGGGAGAAGUAGUGAAGGGAAGUAGUGAAAACUAUAUUGGUCAGUUCUUAAGGUGGUCAUAAUCUGGGAGCAGCAGCUUUGGUAAAACAGUGCUUAAAGUGUACUCCUCAGCAACAGAGCUAGAUGUAAUAAAUAAAUUGGUAGGUCUGUGACCCUCUCCCCUCCCCCCCCCCCCGCCUCUUUAAGCACUGGUUUUGCUUUUGAGUAUGUAUCUAACAAUUCAAGUGCAAGUUGGGAUGUCAUGAGGAAUGCAUCAGUGGCUACAUAGAUUCUAAAAUGUUCCUAGUCUGUCCAUCUCAAAUUGGCCAAGUAUAGCUUCUCUGACCUCCACUGUGCUUCAGGUACACAUGGAAGCAAAACAAAUGGAUUCAGGACAUGUUACAGCACUUCGUAAAGUGACAUGUUACAGAGGAACAUAAGAAUAUCCAUAUUGGCUUAGACCUAUGGUCCACCUAGUUCAGUAUUCUGUCUCCAACAGCAGCCGUAUCAAAUUGAGUUAGGCAUCAAGAGGCACUGGCAUUUCCAUUUGCCAAACUAGAUUAUGCCCUUUCAUAUAGAAGACCUCCCGCACAUGCUAACUCAGACUAUUCUGAUGUGUGCAAGCAUUGCACUGUAGUGUUGCACUGUGUUUAAGGUAGGUAAAACUGUUUUUUGGAAUGUCAUUGAGCAAGAGGAAUAAGAGUGAGAGUCUGAGACAGUCACUGCCCCUAGAUAAGAAUCUAACCUGUUAGCCCAGUGGAAUAUGCCCGGCAAGGGGCUAUUUAUCCAAGACACUGAAAUACAUGGAGUAUUAACUAUGGAUUAAGCAUUUUAAUGUUAACCAUAGUGGUAGUGCAUAUUAAGUGGGCUUAGUAAAUGGCUACAUCUGUGAACAUAUUGGACCUGAAUCUGAGAUGCACUAGGCAACUCCCAUUUAAGUUCGGCUGGUGCUCAGAACUUCAGCGUGAGACCUAUUGUUUGUAUAACAGCCCCUUAAAAGCUCUUAGUAAAUACAUUGUUGUAGAAAUUAUGGGUUUUAGUUUUUAAACGACAGUAACACACCAAUUUGCCUCCCUAGUGGCUAUAAGAAGUAUUUGUUCCGUUUUUGUAUAAAUGUGUCACACUAUGGCUGGUGAUUGAUCUGGAGCAAUGAUUAAUAGGUUUAUCAGAAUUAGGCCAUAAUUAAGGUCACACAUUUGUAAAGUGACAUGCAGUAAUAUAAUAGGACAGGCUUUCAAAACAGCAACAGGAUGAUCUCGUGUGUCAUGGCUGUUUGAGCAUCUGCUCUGACCUAUUUAUAUAUAUUAGGCUCAUUAAUAUAAAUCAUAGAAUGUAGCAGUUUUGCAGAUGUGGAGGAUUUUGUAUGCAACCUUCUGGGGAAAAAAUGCAGUUUUCCCAUCCUCUGUGCACAUAAACUGCUGUCUCUGAGGAUUUGGGUCCAACAGGCUGAAAACUAGAGCAGCUACUUGUACAAGUGACAUGACUGCCUUUAAAAAAAAAAUUGGUUUCAUCUUAACUUUCUUCAUUUACCAUUUUCCAUUUGACUUGCACUUAAAUGAGAAGUUGAAGGUAACUUGAUAGUUUGAAACAUGAUCUUACAAUGUAGCUUCUGUAAAUUGCUUUUAAUGUAUCCUCUGCAGAGAUGCCUUUUUGUAACCUCUUUAGGAUACUUGGUCCAUUGCAACAGAUUUCCCUACAGGUGAUGAAUACUUCUCACUCUAGUAAUAAAGAACUGUCCCAAAAUUAUGAUAAACAAUGUAUUGAUACUCUCAAAGAUCUGCACUUAAAGUAUGAACCUACCAAGUAAUACGUUGAAAUGAUGCUCCUGAUGACAGCUAACCAAUUUGCAGGCAUAAUUUAGUCUAUUCUAUAUAUUUUGAGCAUAGCUCUAAAUUUGACUGAAGAAGGUCUUCAUUGGAGCAUGCUCAUGACCAUGCACUUUUACCCGCCUGGGGCAGCAAGUUGAUAGUUCUAUAGGCCUGGAGCAUCACAAUUCCACCUGUUCUGCAGGGUGAAAUCCUUUGAAUAACACUUGAGCUGUGGAUUUUAAGUUUUAAAUCUUCUUUCACUUCAGCUGAAAUCUUAAAAGUUCCAGGGCAGUAUGGGUGGCUAUUUGAGGGAUCAAAGCAUUUAGUAGAUUUUAUGUGGCAGGCUGAUGGGAAGGAUAUUUACCCACAUGCUUUGGGGCAGCACUUUUUUUUUUCAAUUUGAUUUCUUGCUGGAAAAUCUAACUGAAAUUGCUGGGGUAUGAGAGACGGAUGCAAGACAUAUCUGGAGUGGAGGUGGAGUGUAUGGUCUUCCUAAUAUGGAAACCUUGAGGUUGAAUUUACCAUUUACCCCUUUUAGAAGGGGUAACAAAUCCCAGAUUUGUAACAUAAACCUGCUCCUGAAAAGGCUAAAGAGUAUUCUAAGAUGUUUAGGGUAUAGUGCACACCUCCUUUUGUGUAAUGCAAUACAGCUUGGCCUGCAGCUAUUUUUUUGCAUUCCCACACUAUUCCCUUCUGUCAGCACCACUGUUGAUUACAACCUAUGGUACACGAAAAACUUUUUGAAGCCAUUUCAGAUGAAUGGUAUUGAGUAAUGGAAAAUGUUGUUACAAAUGUAUAUUUGUGUGCUUAAAGGUAGCAUUUACUAAGAUAGAUAUUGUGCUGCAGUGUUGUAUCUGCUUAUUUUCAUGUAAUGUCAUGAGUUAAUUUUUAUAAAGUAAUGAUUGUGGUAGGCCAAUAAACAUAUAGGCCAUUUUUAAAGCA